UCUCAAAGUCAAUGGCCCCAAUUGCCGUGCGCACGGACGUCUGGCAAUUGCCGGUACAACGAGCAGGACGCCGCACCGGCUGCGCCACCUGGUUCUUGCCUACCAGACAAUAUCGAUGUAUGUGAGGAUGCACACGACUGAUACCUACAGGACUAUAGCAGACGUCGGCGGCAUGCUCAGGUUCCGCAUCUCGAUUGCGAAAUUAAAAUUGCUCCAGCUUCGGCCCUCAGGCACUAACAGACGUGUCCGGAUUUGGUCCAUCUCGUGCCGUGCGAAAGAUCGUGUGCACUCGCCGUGUUGCUACUUCUCUAUGCCGGCUCUAUUUACCCUGUGCCUACUCAUGAUGAGCCUGCAAGCCGUGUAAGCAUUAUCAGCCGUAACGGCCCGUCUCACGAACCCUUGCUCGGAGUGCGACUGUUCCGAGGUUCCUGGCGAAACUCGUGGUGACGUCCCAUCUAGGGACACCACUAUCGACUGCUCCCGCAGAACAUGUGCGUCAGUGUUGAUAACGGGGGUGGGACCUCUUUCCCCAUUGAGGCUGCGCCAUAGCACCCUCGUGUGCUCUGGUGGUGGCGCUGUGUUCGUCCCAUAAAUAUGACCGGCCGCCCGUCACCCACGAUCCUCCCAAGGGCCCAUACCUUCACCUUACAGCCAUGGCCGAUCUGGAGCUCAAGCAUCGCGACUCUGACUACGACGAGAAGAACGUCACGGACUCUAUCGACAAGAUAUCGGUCGAUUCGACCGGUAAGCCCAUCGACGAUGCCCAGAUGGUGAAGGAGGUGGAAGCUCUCGAGGACCGCAUCGAAAACGACGAGGCCACCGAGGAUGAGUAUCGUGUCCAUGAAGCUUGGGAGGUUUCCCUCAAGGUCUUGUCCACUCGGGAUGACCCGGAACUACCAUCUCUCACCUUCCGUACAUUCUUCCUUGGACUUGGUUUCUCCGCCUUCGGCGCUGUCCUCGCCCAGAUCUACUACUUCAAGCCGCAAACGCUCACGGUGUCCAUACUCUUCCUGCUCGUCCUGUCAUACUGGUUCGGUAAUGCCAUGCACAUGGCUCUGCCAUCUACGGGCAUUUUAAAGUUCAUGAAUCCCGGACCUUUCAACAUUAAGGAGCAUGUUGCUAUCAUUAUCAUGUCGUCGACUGCGGCCGCCUCCGCUACAGCAAUCCAGGUCAUCUCUGUUCAGGAGUUGUAUUACAACCACAAGAUGAACCCUGGCGUCGCCAUCUUCACUCUCAUCGGCUCCCAAUUGCUUGGCUACGGUUUCGCCGGUCUUCUGCAGGAUAUCCUCGUCAAGCCGACUAAAUGCUUCUGGCCAGCAAACAUGUCGGUCGCGAAUGUCUUCCAGGCACUGCACUACGAUAACCAGAUGACGUCCAAGCGUGUCCGUGUUUUCUGGAUGGUCUUUGCAGUCUUGUUUUGGUGGGAGAUUAUUCCACAGUGGAUCUUCCCAUUGUUGACCGGUGUCUCCAUCUUUUGCUUGGCUAAUAACAGCAGCGCAGUCUUCCGCAAUGUCUUCGGCGGUGCGAGCAACAAUGAGGGCAUGGGUCUCCUGUCAUGGUGCUUCGACUGGAACCUUAUUGGCUCGCCCUGCAUGUACCAGCCGCUCUGGUUGCAGGUCAACCAGGACAUCGGUAUCCUUUUAACUUACGUCCUUAUGAGCGCUGUCUACUACGGCAACCUCUGGGAUGCGAAGAAGUUCCCCUUCAUGAGCCAGGCGAUCUUCGAUCAAAAUGGCAACCAGUACAACCAGACCGCGCUCCUUACUAAUGGCAAGUUCGACCCCGUCAAGUACGAGCAGCUCGGGCCCGCAUUCUUUUCUGCAACCAACGCUCUCUAUCUGAUCACGUCGAACCUUUCGCUCGGUGCAGUGUUGACUCACGUCUGCCUCUGGCACUGGGACGACCUGAAGCCGUUCUUCCGCGCCUUGAACCCGUGGAACCGCGUACCGCUCGCCAUUCACGAUCCUCACUAUGAGAAGAUGAAGGUGUACAAGCAGAUCCCUCGCUGGUGGUAUUUCAUCGUCCUUGCAGCCGCAUACGCCAUUGCCCAAGCGACGAACUACACCGGCCGCUCCGGCAUGCCAUGGUGGACUCUCACGGUGUUGGUCAUCAUUUCCUUCAUCUUCUGCACACUCUAUGGAAUGCUGGCUGCUACCAUCGGCUUCUACGAGUUCAAUUCGUCCGGCGUCGGCUUCUUCCAGAUGAUCACCGCGUACAUCCUCCCUGGCGAUCCCGUCGCUAACAUGUACGGUGCACUUUAUGGCCAGCACCCUAUGAUCCAGGGUAUCGCUCUCCUCCAGGACUUGAAGCUCGGCCAAUACGUGAAGCUAGCGCCCCGAGUCACUUUCCUCAUGCAGAUGAUCGGUACCGUCGUUGGCGCCAUCCUCAAUUAUAUCAUGAUGUUGUCGAUCAUCAACAGCAAUCGGGAAGCUCUUCUUUCCAUCUCCGGUACCCGUCUGUGGUCCGGCCAGAACGCCCAGACCUACAACUCCAACGCCAUCUCUUGGGGUGCGCUUGCUCCUCAGAUGUUCGGCCCUAAGGGCGUCUACCAUAUGGUGCCCAUCUCCCUGGCCAUUGGUGUCUUCCUGCCACUACCCUUCUGGUUUGCGCACAAGCGCUGGCCCAAGGCUGGCUUCCAGAACUAUAACACGUCAAUCAUCACGCAGUAUUCCGCCUUCCUGUCGGUCGGAAUCAACACCUCCGUCAAUCCGUCUAUGGUCAUUGGUCUCUUCUCCCAGUGGUGGGUCCGAACCAGGUAUCCGAGGUGGUUCACCAAGUACAACUACAUUGUUGCGGCCGGUCUCGAUGGCGGCACUCAGGUCAUCAGCUUCAUCCUCAACUUUGCCGUGUUCGGUGCCUCGGGAACUCCUCGUCCCUUCCCAACCUGGUGGGGCAAUGACCUUAACCUAUCAGCUGACAGGUGUACGCUACCCGCCAAUUGAUCCUAGUGUCUAUCUUUGUUCUACCAUUUCUCAAUGGCUUGGCCAACUCGGUGUGUAUAUUAGUCUUGAUUAUCCUUCUGGCCAUAUAGGCUGCGUAAACAUUUU
This is a messenger RNA of Phanerochaete carnosa HHB-10118-sp, 3047 nucleotides long. RefSeq lists its product as uncharacterized. Gene Ontology annotation, biological process: transmembrane transport. Lineage: Eukaryota; Fungi; Basidiomycota; Agaricomycetes; Polyporales; Phanerochaetaceae. The record is from RefSeq and is a predicted model, not a curated record. The transcript has 25 exons. Gene Ontology annotation, molecular function: oligopeptide transmembrane transporter activity. The coding region runs from base 654 to 2942 and encodes 762 amino acids.